UCCCUCAACUCUAGCGGACAGCUUGGAGCAACAUGGCUUCCUUCAACUCUCUGACCCAUCUCCCAAGUUACUCGAGCUCUCCAACAGGAUGUUCGUUGCGAGUCGGAAUUUCUUCGAACAAGAGAGCAUAGAGGAGAAGACGCGCUGCAGAAGAGUGCACCCGGUGAACUCCGGAUGGGUUGGACAGGGCGUUGAGAAGCUGGAUGCGAAAGAGUCGGAGGAUCUCAAGGAAGCUUUCAAUAUCAUGGCAUAUACUGAGAAGCCGAAGCAAACGAUGCCGAAGAUGUUGGAGGGUGAGGUACCCCUUAUUGCAGACUUCAUAUCUGCUUGUCACGAUCUCUGCAUGGAUCUGCUCGAAGGAAUGGCUCUUUCGCUUGACUUGGAAAAGGACUAUUUCACCUUGCGUCACGCUCCGUCCGCUCCCUCUGGCACUACCCUCCGUCUCCUGUACUAUCCCUCAACCACGACGACUUCACAGGCCCUCGUUCGCGCAGGCGCCCACUCCGACUAUGGCUCUCUCACCCUGCUCUUCCAGCAGGAAGGAUCGGAUGCAAGUGGCUUGCAGGUGUUGCUACCCACCAACAAGGCUAGAGGAGAAGGGAGUGAAGCAGGCGAGUGGUUGGAUGUGCCGGCGAGCCCAGAAAGAGUAUUGGUUAAUGUUGGGGAUUUGAUGGAAGCCUGGACAGGCAGUCGCUGGCCCUCGACGAUCCAUCGUGUACUAGUCCCCGCGAACACCUUCGUUGGACCCCGCCUCUCGAUCGCAUAUUUCUUGCAACCAGCAGACGACGUAAAGCUGCACAGGAUUGGCACGCUUGCUGCUGGACAAGAGGAAAGGGGAGGAGGGAGAGUGUUUGAGGAGGGGAUGACGAGUGGAGAGUGGCUGGCUAGAAGGUUUGAAGCUACUUAUCGGAAAUGAGGCAAGAGGAAUCCGGUGCCAGAUAUUUUAAGGAAUUUUGCUCGACUCGAUUUCUUGGUUAGAAGGGUACAAAUGGUGUGGUUUAUGUACCGACUCUGUAAAA
Dacryopinax primogenitus is the source of this 1019-nucleotide messenger RNA. Its product is annotated as Clavaminate synthase-like protein. The coding region runs from base 89 to 916 and encodes 275 amino acids. The record is from RefSeq and is a predicted model, not a curated record. Gene Ontology annotation, molecular function: dioxygenase activity. Lineage: Eukaryota; Fungi; Basidiomycota; Dacrymycetes; Dacrymycetales; Dacrymycetaceae. The transcript is spliced from 4 exons.